Thamnophis sirtalis is the source of this 2798-nucleotide messenger RNA. It is a transcript of the gene PI15, whose product is annotated as peptidase inhibitor 15. The record is from RefSeq and is a predicted model, not a curated record. NCBI's taxonomy places the organism in Eukaryota, Metazoa, Chordata, Lepidosauria, Squamata, Natricidae. Gene Ontology annotation, cellular component: extracellular region.
UCCCCUAAGGUUCACAUUAGAGCACAGAAGAGAACUGUUUAACUUGGAAGAAUAAUAACACUAGGCUUUUUGGUUCUGCAAAGAGAUCCUCUCUUUGUCUCCUGCUUUAAAGUAUACAGACCCUAAAAUGACAGUCAUUUCUGCCAUUAGUGGGGCUCUCUUAAUUACCAUUCUCUAUGAAGCAAGUGCACUAGUGUUGCCCAAUUCCACUGACCUAUUCCUGUCAACUAAAAAUUACACUGAUGUUGAAGCAGCUUUGAAAACUCAUCUGGCUUCUGCAAGCCUCCCCAAAAUCAGGAAAAAGCGAUAUAUCUCACAGAAUGAUAUGAUUGCCAUUUUGGAUUUUCACAAUCAGGUCAGGGGCAGAGUAUUCCCACCUGCAUCCAACAUGGAAUACAUGGUGUGGGAUGAUAAUCUAGCUAAAUCUGCAGAAGCUUGGGCAGCUACCUGUAUUUGGGACCAUGGGCCUUCUUACUUGUUGAGAUUUCUGGGACAAAAUUUGUCUGUACGGACUGGAAGAUAUCGAUCCAUUCUCCAGCUGGUGCAGCCCUGGUAUGAUGAAGUGAAAGAUUAUGCCUUUCCAUAUCCUCAGGAUUGCAAUCCAAGGUGUCCAAUGAGAUGUUACGGGCCCAUGUGUACACAUUAUACUCAGAUGGUUUGGGCCACUUCCAACAGAAUAGGCUGUGCAAUCCACACGUGCCCUAAUAUGAAUGUCUGGGGAGUAGUUUGGAGCCGAGCUAUUUAUUUGGUAUGCAACUAUGCCCCAAAGGGAAAUUGGAUAGGAGAAGCACCGUAUAAAGUUGGGGUGCCAUGUUCUGCUUGCCCGCCCAGUUAUGGAGGAUCAUGCACUAACAAUCUUUGCUUUCCCGGAGUGACAUCAAACUACUUAUAUUGGUUUAAAUAAAUGGUACAAUUGUUCUAAUGAAAUGCAUGUGUAACAAAAUCUUGUAUAUUUAAAUUUGCAUAUAUUGUAUAUAAUGUAUUGAUUCAUUAAUAUUAUUAUGGACUUUAUGUAAUAAUAUGAAGAUUAGUUUUUAAGGAUAUAAUGUAUAUUUAAAAAUUUUCCUUUAAGUGACAAAGUUACUCUUUUGGACCACUAAUAGCUACAGAUUAAUAGUGUGCCUUAAACAACAAAGAUAAGGAAAAUUUGAAUAGGAAUUAAAGUGAUUAAGCUUAGACCCUUAAAGACCUUAAGGGAAUGUAUCUUUAAAUAUUUUAUAUUUAUAGGCCUGGGCACAGGAUGAACUCUAGAUUAUUAUAUCUAAUCCUUUGAGUUUUACUUGUGUGCAUAUGUAUGUGUUUUACAAAAAUGAGAAACAAAAUAUAUCCUGGUUACAAAUUGAAAAGUUUAACUCAAAUUGGUAGAAUAAUUUAAAUAUGGGAUAUUUAUUUGUAUCACUAUUUAGAAUGAGCAAAGUUAUGAUAUUUUUUAAAAUAUGUCCAACCAACUGUAAUUUUAUAAAAAAAAACAUGACGUUCUCUAGAAAAUUUAACAGAAGAAAAAAAUACUGAAAUUAUAAUGGUGUAUAUUUGUACAGCUUUAUUCUCUAAUAGUAAUAGAAGUAUCUACUGAGCAAAAAAGUCCAAACAUUUUCCUUUACUUCAAAAUAUAUGUGCAAUUGUGGCAAAAUUCUGUGGACUAAUAGUUCUGUGGACUAACAGACUAACAGUUUAGUACUUAGAAAUAUACUUACCGUAAUUAUGUUGCUAUAGUUGAACAAAGUCCUAAAUCAAAGCAAUGUGGUUAUCAUCAGAGGGUCCCAAACACUCUUCUUCCUGUUUGUGAUACUUGAGGCCCCUGUUGUUUCUGGGUUUUGCAUUGUGAACUACUUGACUCUUAUCAAUGAUAUUCUUUGUAGGUAGAGUGGAGCAGAUGGAUGCUGCCAUGCUAAUGUGGAUCCCAGGUUCAUUAGAGGAUGUGCAAUAGUAUCAGACAGUGAAUUGUUUAGUUUUGAUAAAGUUAGAUAUGUUUUAAACAGCAUCAGGUUUAUUAUUACCUGGAUGUUCAACACAGGCCGGACUGUAAUAAUAAUGCACUCUUCUAUUCAUAUAUAAGCUAACAUUAAUUUAGAGUCAGAGAUCUUGCUUCUUAAUGGGAAAGGAAUAUUAGUUUGCUUUAUAGUAACCAAAACUAAACCAGCACUAAAAUAGUGACUGGAGAGCAAUUAUACUGUAGAACUGAGCUUCUGUGGUGUACAUACCAGUGAUGAGUAGCUCUUACCAUUGCUACCGGUACGCUGCUUGCGGUCUGUUCGUGCACGAGCCAAACAUGCGCUGUGCAUGUGCCUGACAUGUGCUGCGCAUUCAUUCGCAAUCUACCGCCCCUGCGACAACCAGCUGCUUGUUGAGGCUCGUGAGGGGCUGCAUGCUGUGCAUGCGUGCUCACUUUGCCAUUUCCCAUAAAAGUCAGCUAUAGAGGGCAGGCGGGUGAGAGGGCCAAACGAGCUACUGUACUGGUACGCUCUUAGCUUCUCCUGUACAGGGCCGUACCCACAGCAACAUACUGUUCCACUAACAAUAUUUCAUAACUCAUUGGCAAAAAGAUAGUCAAGAAAUAGUUUUCUAACAUUACAAGUAAACCUUAUAACCUGUUGACCUCUCAUCACUGAGAGUGAUGUAGUGAGGGACUCGUCCUGCCAUGGGGACAAAACUCUCCAUUCCAGUAUGAUUUUAGUUUGUGGAAUAGGUUAUAAUCCUUUCUAAGUACUAGAAGGAGUACUAGAAGGAGUACCCCUGGUAAGCCCCAAUUAUGGGAGGAAGCUAACUGCUUCCAUCAUCUGUCAAUCGGCUCGUCACAA